AAAUACCAUCAUGCUUAUUUUUGCCGAGGAGAAGAAUAAUAAACUAGUCCCUUUGCAAAAAGUCAUAAUCAAUGCGUGUGUCGUUGAUAUGAUAGCAGAAGUAAAUAUUGUUCAAGUAUAUCAAAACUUGGAAGAAGACAAAAUAGAGGCCAUUUAUAAGUUUAUGGUUAACGACACUGCGGCAGUUUGCGGGUUUGAAGCCACAAUAGAUGAAAGAAAAUUUAUAGGGAUACAAGGUUAUUGGGCUAGUUUACUUGAAGAACAAGAUUCAGAUGUAUUAAAAUGUUCCGUCGGUAACAUUAUGCCUCGCCAAAAAGUUGAAAUCAAAAUUAAAUAUGUGAUUGAACUUCAGAACGAUGCAGAAUCCGAUAGUGUUCGGCUCAUUUUACCAGCUACCAUUGCUCCAAAAUAUGGCUCCUAUUAUUUUAAUCGUAAAAGGGAUACCAAAAUUUCAGAUUCAUCAGAUUAUUCCCCUAUUGAGUUUUUUAUAACUUGUAGGAUGAGUUCAUCAAUAAAUAGCAUCAAAUCUCCUUCUCACCCUGACCAUAUUUUUAUAGAUGAUAAAGACAAUGAACAAGGAAUAUCUAAAGUUACAUCUAACAAAGAUCUUUAUUAUUUGGAAAACGAUUUUAUACUUCUUAUUAAAAGCCAAGACAUUGGUAAACCUAG
This is a messenger RNA of Dentiscutata heterogama, 669 nucleotides long. The record is from the annotation of a GenBank genome assembly. Lineage: Eukaryota; Fungi; Glomeromycota; Glomeromycetes; Diversisporales; Gigasporaceae.